This is a messenger RNA of Hyalella azteca, 2760 nucleotides long. RefSeq names its product pelle-like serine/threonine-protein kinase pik-1. The transcript is spliced from 3 exons. The record is from RefSeq and is a predicted model, not a curated record. Gene Ontology annotation, biological process: protein phosphorylation. The coding region runs from base 850 to 2664 and encodes 604 amino acids. Gene Ontology annotation, molecular function: protein kinase activity; ATP binding. Lineage: Eukaryota; Metazoa; Arthropoda; Malacostraca; Amphipoda; Hyalellidae.
GAGACCAGGCUAUGUGAUUUCAUAACUAGUAAUAUAUCAAUCUAGAUCAAGCAAGAAUCAAGCAGCACCAAAAAUGGUGAGAUAGCUCUAGGUGCAGCUUGGAUAGUAGUUAUACUAAUCCAUGCCUGUAUACUGUGUGUGAUUGAGCUACUAUUAAUUCUAAAUUUAUAAUAAAAUAUGUCAUUUGGAAAUUAUAAGCUGGCAAGUUUUAGUAAUGAGUAGGGAUUUAAUUAUCUUGCCUGUAAAGUAUAUAUACUCAUCAUGGAUACUAUUAUUAUUGUUUGAGAUAUUGAAUGAUCUCUUGAAAAUUACAAUAGAUUUGGGAAUUGAAAAUAAAGAGCAAUAUAAAUGGCUUUCAUUUCAUUUAUAACUAGAUUUGGUUUUGAUUGGAAAUCUUGUGAGCCAUGAAUAUUCAAUUCAAAUUAAAUUUUUGUUAUGUAUUUCAAUAUAAUGCUAACAGCAGCAUUUCUGCCCCAGAGUAUUUUUGUUUACCUAGUUGCAACUAUACUUACUGUCAUGCAAGACAAUUUACUUACCGCAAUGAUACUUAUGCUUGAUCUGACAAUUAUUAAACUUUGAUUCAUGAAUUUUAUGUGACUAUGGAUGGCCUAACCAGCUGCUGCAGCAACUCAAUAUCUUAGCAACCCUUGCAUAAUUGAUGGGAGUGUCUUGUGUGUUAUCGAUGGUAGGUAGUGUAUUGUUGUGGGUCAUUUUGACUUCAUUACAAAUAUUCAUUUGCCUAAUAUUUAAUAAUAUUAUAGAAUGCAUUUCUCAUUGUACCUGAUUUUAAUUGCAAAUUUCUUUUCCAGUUACAGUCUAAAUAAUCCCCAUUCUCUUUUGUAAAAGCCAAUGAUUUCUCAACCUCAUAGAAUGCAUGUCAAUGGCCAUGCUCAUGUCCAGCUGAUGCCAGCUCAGGACUCACUUGGUCAUUCUUCAGAGCUAUGUCACCUGCAACCAGCCCAGGAGUCACUUGAUGCUUCAUCAGAGCUGCGGCAUCUGCCAGCUCAUCUAAAAGCUAAACUUGGUCAGUUGGUGGAUAGCCAACCUGGAUUGUGGCAGUCUGUGAUGGCUGAUAUUCCUAAAACUCCUCCAUGGACUCCAGGGAUGCCUUUACCUGAUGCUGGUGUGCUCUAUGAUAAGAAAUAUUCAGAUCAAGAUAUCAGACUGCUGGAGAAUGAGGUGUGUGCUGGACACCUGAGAAAGACAGUGGGUGGUGGACUGUGCCUACUGCUGGAGGAGUGGGGCUGCAGUGGGGUUGUAAGGCCCACCAUUGCUGAUCUCAUCAACUUGCUGGACCGUCACAAGUGUGCCAUUGCUUCUUCCUUCCUUCGUACUCAUGUUCUCAGAGAAAGAUCAUCGGAAAACCCAAAUCAAGACUUCUUAGCAUUGGAUAAUUUGCUCAAUGAAAACAGUGGUUGCAGCAAGUCAGAUGCCGUAGUGUCUUUCAAUGAGCAAUCAGCAGGCAAGCUUGCUCACAUUGUUGAUGGUGAACCUGAACUUGAUAAUCUUUUAGCUCAUCACAAUCAAGCUGCUGCAGAAGAUGAAAUAACUUCAAAUAACAAAGGAGUUUCAGGAGCAAUAACUUAUCCAUCUUUAGAAAGACUGGUAAUGGGAGAUGGCAAUUCCCACAAUGCUGAUGGAGUUAAUGCAAGUUUAGCUCAUCGUGAUCCCGUAGAAUUGGACUCAAGUUUACCUCUUGUGCCUCAUAUUAGCUACGAAAUCCUCUACAAAAUUACUGAUGGAUUUUGUGAAACGCCACAUGCUCGAGGAGGAAGAAAACUUGGGGAAGGUGCAUUUGGUGUCGUGUACAAAGCCGAAAUUUCUGUGAAAGACUUGUGGGGAAACGAUACCACGGCCUUUCACCGCAGCUCCUUGUUGCAGCAAGAAGAAAACAGUGACGUCAAGCAACUGGCUAUCAAGAAACUCAAUAUUGCUGAUGAGCGAGUGGAUAAACAGUUUAAAACUGAGGUGGAAAUACUAUCACAGUGUAACCACGUAAACAUAUUGCCUUUGGAAGGAUACUCAUGUGAUGGACCUCACUGGUGUUUACUUUAUGCCUUCAUGUUGCACGGGAACUUACAGGACCGUUUGGCGUGUUGUAAUGACACACAGCCACUAACAUGGAAGCAGCGUCUCAGCAUAGGUGAAGGAACUGCUGAAGGCCUGGCGUAUUUACAUACAUUCCACAAUCAGCCCAUGAUUCACAGGGAUGUCAAAAGUGCCAACAUUCUAUUGGAUGUCAAUAUGCAGCCGAAGGUAGGAGACUUUGGAUUGGUACGAAUGGGCAGCAACGGCUCCCGGACCGGGACCAACAUCAAAACCACGACCGUGUUUGGCACGUCUGCGUACAUGGCACCAGAAGCUUUCAGAGGUGACGUUUCCACCAAGAUGGACACGUUCAGCUACGGCGUGGUCAUGUUGGAACUAAUAACCGGUCUUCCUCCUUACGACGAAUGCAGGGACGGGCGAGACCUUUUAUCUCAUAUUGAAGAAUAUGAAUCCCUCCCAGCAACUCUGUGCGAUACUAAAGCCGGUGCUUGGCCUUCUGGUUUACCUGAAGCUUUGUUUGAACUUGCCAUGCUAUGCUUUGAGGACAAGAGAACUCGUCCUUCUAUGGUAGAUGUUAAAUCACUCUGGAAGGAUUUACGGAAACGUUUCAAUUGAACCAUUGUUAUUCAUUCGAUGACUUAUUUUAAUUCGUUUUUAUCAAUUCAACCGGCUUUUGUGAAACUCGUUUUUUUAUAUUGAAAACAUUUUUGA